AUGUUUAGUUUAACAAAACAAAUUCUGUUUAAAUCAUCAACAGUAAAGAAUGUUGUUGGUAAUUUAAUGUAUAAUGCUUCAUCUUCUGUUGUAAGAUCAUAUUCAAGUGUUAAUAAUAAUAACAACAACAGCAAUAAUAGCGAUGCCUCACCAUUGAGACGUAUGAAUAACAAGGUUUGUUUUGUAACUGGUGGAGCUGCUGGUAUUGGUUUGGGAAUAGUGGAGCGUUUCCUCAAGGAAGGUGGUAAGGUUGCUGUUGCCGAUCUGAAUGGUCAGUUGGCGUCGGAUGUCGCCACAAAGUUGGACAAGCAAUAUCCAGGCUCGGUGAUUGCCAUCAAAGCUGACAUCACCCAGGAGGAGGAUGUCCGUCAGGGCAUUGAGAAAACUGUCGCCAAGUUUGGUGGACUCGACGUCGUCGUCUCGAAUGCCGGAUUCCAACAUAUCGAGGCACUGGAGGACUUGCCGCUUGAGAUGUGGAAGAAAAUGUUGGCCGUUCACCUCGACGGAUCGUUCUUGUGUGCGAAACACGCCAUCCGCCAAUUCAAAAAAGAUACGGUUCGUGGAGGAUCGAUUAUCUUUAUUGGAUCGGUACAUAGCAAGGUUGCAUCGGAUUUGAAAUCACCGUAUGUCACUGCCAAGCAUGGAUUGGAGGGAUUGAAUCGUUCGGUAGCUAGAGAGGCUGCCAAGUACAACGUUCGUUCCAACUUGUUGUGUCCAGGAUUCGUCAGAACCGCGCUGGUCGAGCGUCAGAUUCCACAGAUUGCAGAGCGUAUGGGAAUCUCAGAGGAUCAGGUCAUCAAGAGCGUCAUGCUCAAAGAUACACUCGAUGGUGAAUUCACCUCGUUUGAGGAUGUCAAUGAGGUUGCUGUCACAUUUGUCCACAUGCCAUCGAAAGCAUUAACCGGACAAUCAGUCAUAGUCAGUCAUGGUUGGGUACUUGAAUAA
Messenger RNA from Heterostelium album PN500, 945 nucleotides. RefSeq names its product Beta-hydroxybutyrate dehydrogenase. The record is from RefSeq and is a predicted model, not a curated record. NCBI's taxonomy places the organism in Eukaryota, Evosea, Eumycetozoa, Acytosteliales, Acytosteliaceae. The transcript has a single exon. Bases 1 to 945 code for a protein of 314 amino acids. Gene Ontology annotation, molecular function: oxidoreductase activity.